GGCUGCUCGAGCGGGCCGUUCAGUCUAAUUUGAACCGUCGCGCGCGCCCGACGCGGGGCCACCGACAAUCCCUUCUCCGCCUCGACGUGACACGAGGCUCCUCGUGCAUGCCGCGUGCAACACACGCGCCGAUCCCCCGCACGAUAUUAUCCGCACGCGUGCACCAGCACCAGCAGCACCAGCAGCACCAGCAACACCAGCAGCACCAGCACCAACAGCAGCGGCAGAGGCAGCGACAGUAGCAGCGGUGGUAGCGGCAGUAGGACCGAGCGAGGAGAGCAACAGCGCAACCAGUAUCGCCGCUAUCGUGGAAUCGGUAACGCGCUGGAAGCGGACGGUCGUCAGUCUUCUCGCUGGUGGUCGCUUCCAAGAGCGACACCGACCGCGACCGCCCCCGUCGCGAUCGCAGAUUUACAGAUCGGUCGCACCGAUAGUCGGCAAACGGUUCCAUCGCGAUCGGUUCGCCGAACAGUGCAGUGCGCGACCCGCGAGGACUAGACUUCGACGGUCCUCGGGUACCAACCGCGAGAGAGCCCUGUGAGUAUAUUUAAAUAGUGUGCCUCGGCCGGUCAGAGCAAGCCGACUCUUGGUCCUCUUCGUCGUCGUCGUCGUCGUCGUCGUCGUCGUCUUCUUCUUCUUCGUCGUUGUCGUUGUCGUCGUCGUCGUCUUCUUCUUCUUCUUCUUCUUCUUCUUCUUCUUCUGCUGCUGCUUCUUCUUCUUCUCCGUCUCCGUCGUUGUCGUCUCCCUCGUUGCCUUCUUAUUCCGCGGCUCUCGUCGUGUGUCAUCAUCCUCGGGUUUUCCUCGUUCGGAGUGCAACGUGAUACCGAGAGCCGAGAAAAGAGACCCGCUCUCGGGGGUGGCGCGCGCGCGAGAUUCUUUAUCGACUUUCGACGAUUUAUUUCGAGAUACGGAAACACACGGACGACCUCGUUCUCCCGAGAGGAGACCGAGUUUCCGAGACGACCCCGUCCCCGACGAUUCUCGAUCGGUGCCCGUUGCCCGGCGUCGCGGGAAUCGAGGCCCGGCGACGAUUUUUAACGGCAUAGUGUAUGUAUCGCGUCGCGGGAAAGAGGAACCAGGGGAAAUCGAACUUCGGAGCAACCUUCGAAGCCGGUCGGCCGACACCGAGAUGAGCUGUCCGUCCGAUCGACAGGAUGACCGGGACGAUUGAACCGUUGGUUUCGGCAGUCGAAGCCGAUCGGGGCCGCGCGCGAUAAUCCCGAGGGGUACUUAGGUCUCCUUAGGUGUCCCUGUUGCAUCCGUCGAGGGCGUCGAGGAUGAAGAGGACGGCACUAGGUUGGAAGAGCAGACAGCCGAGAAUCUGUCCGAUGGAAGUCCCGAUGUCUUGCCUCCGGUGGUACAACACCUCGUGAACAGCGUACGGUUUUUAUUCGUGGACUGCUUCGUGAAGAAGGGACGAAGGACGAAGGUCUAGCGGGAAGAUAGACGCGAGUCAGGGGAGGACGAGUAAGAGACAGUCGCGUUCCGGCCACCCUGAAUGAUUUGAUCGGUGAGAAACAGGAGAGGUCCGAGACCGAGAUAGUCUCCCCCAGGGAGAUCGUUCGUUUCGCGGUGUCCGAGGCGCGUAUUCGGUCGCGAGAGGCAGAUCAGAGUGCCAGAGAAGAGUGUGCUUGUUCGGGGUGACCGAGGUGUCGACCUCUCACCCCCGAUCAAACCAGCAAGCAGGUCGGAUGAUGUGGGCGUCUCUGCUUUUGGCCGGGAUCUUAAGCGGCUGGUGGGGCGUACUGGCGCUCGCUGCGGCACCCCCCGCCAAUCGGAACUCCCUCGAGGAGACGUCGACGAGGACCACCGGCGACUAUCCGGCAUCGAUGAGCAUCGCCGCCGUUCAAAAGACCCGCAAUUAUCGUCCGACGACUUGGAACUUCCUUACGAGCGCCAUCGCCGAACCAAGGGACGAGUUCGCCCUCGCCUCGUCCACCGAGGCACCGGGCAAGGGGACACCGUCAUCGGCAACAUCGGAAACGGCAGAAAAUGAUCGGCGAGUCGAGUCCGUCUCGUGGACGUCCUCCACCGCGCUGGAACCGUUCGGGGACCAACGAACCGUGUCCAGGUCCAAGACCACCGAGGAGGAGCUGUUCGACGACUCGAUCCGCGCCGCGUUCGUCGCCUCCUCGCUGCGAGCGAAUCGCCGGCUGGAGGACGAGCCGAUAGGACACCCGAGGACGGUCGAGUCCGGGAUCUCGCAGCCACCUCGGCACUCCUCCACCCAGACGCCGUUCCUCUACGGCCCGGGGAGCGACGAGUCCUCGGUGGAGAGGCCCCGCGUGGUUCGCUCGACCAAGCAAAGACCAAAGAACCGCGCCAAGGCGGACUCGCCGCGGGAGCAGCGACGCCGAUGCCGGAAUAAGGGCUGCCGCGGGCAGAACUGGUGCCCCGACAUGGACGUCGGGAACAGGGCGUACCUGGCGCCCACGGUCUUCGAGGGCAAGGCCAGGAGCAUGUCCUCGGCGAGGAAGCCCGGCUCGAACUACGCGGUGACGUUCGAGGUGAAGCAGGUCUACAAGAGCCAGCCGGGGUUCCCGCCGCUCCAGAAGAACGACAGCGUGCGGCUGCACUUCCGCGACAAAUCCGCGCCCGGCAAGUCGACCGUGUGCGGCUACGACACCGACGGCAAUCAACAACAACAGCAGCAACAACAACAACAGCAGCAGCAGCAGCAACAACAACAACAACAACAGCAGCAGCAGCAGCAACAGCAACGCGAUAAUCAGAGUGGUGUGGUGCGAGCCAAUAUUAAGAGGGGUAAAGUGUAUCUAGUGUUUGUGAACCGCGUGGGACCUAGAAACUUUACGAUUCUCGGUGAGCCGGUGAUUCGGAGCAAGAAGAACGAACAGGCGGUGCAGGCUGUCGUUCGGCCGGAUUACGUGAGGGAGGUUACGUUGUCCGAGCUCAGGGACUCGAUAGUCAGGUUACGGGAGAGAGUGAAGCUGGUGUGUCGAACGAAGGGGUCCCCGCCCCCUAGGGUGCACUGGCUGAAAGACGGCAUCCCUUUGCACCCCCGCAGAGGCCUCAGGAUUCAGCACAAACGACGGAGAUCGAAAGUGGUGAUAUCCUCCGCGAAGACAGAGGACAGUGGUACAUACGAGUGCGUGGCCGAGAGUACUUCCGGACACAGGGCCUCCCUCGCGGCCCAGCUUCUAGUCGCUCACGAUACGAGAAUUCCGGAGACCACGACGGCGGCGUGGCCGAGGCAGGAGCAGCCGUGCCCGAUCGCCGGUGACUUCUGCAUGAACGGCGGUACCUGCCUGUUUUUCGAGACCGUCGGUGAACCAGCAUGCAGAUGCGCGGAGGGCUUCACGGGUCAGCGGUGCGAGACGAAGGACGUCAUCAGCACCGGAAAUAUGGAUAAGUUCUCUUCGUUCGCCGAGGACGUGACGCUCGCCCGCUUCUAGCGCAUCUAGCGGCACUGUCAAGCUUGCACAUCGGGACAUUCAUCGUGUUUUGUUUUGUUGUAGCCUCACCCACAUCCCUUCCCAACGCCACCCGUUCAUGUUCCUACGUACGCGUCCUCGUCUUCUUCGCUCUCCUCGGGCUCUCGAUUUCCCUACGCGGCGUCCCCGUUCCUCGACCAACCGGAAUUUCUCGAGGGUUCGCGGUUUAUUGUUUCCCGCGACAUUCCCUCGUUUAUUCCUCACACUUCUCCCAUCUCGCGUCCGCGUCUCCUCCGCCCUCUAUUUCUACUUCUACUUCUUCAUCGUCGUCGUCGUCGUCGU
Megalopta genalis is the source of this 3734-nucleotide messenger RNA. The record is from RefSeq and is a predicted model, not a curated record. Lineage: Eukaryota; Metazoa; Arthropoda; Insecta; Hymenoptera; Halictidae.